GCAACUAUGGCUGAGACAGGGUGACUAUUGUUGCCUCGUACAUAGUUACAGUAGUAAACAACCGUACAUGAAAGGAGGAGAGUCUCGUAAUAAGAGUUCCAGUCAAGACCAUGGCGACAGAAAUUUCAGACAAACUGCUUAAAGUAGUGAAAGGUCUCCGUAAUAGUGAUAAAGACGACAAAAAACAGCGAGGUGUUCCUGCAAAUAAAAAAGAAUUGGAAGAGUGGCGUCAGAUUCAAGAAUUCUGUAAACUACCCAAAAGAGGACAGGAGGCUUUUUUCAGGUUUCUUCGAGAUGACUUUUACCCAGAAGAUAAAGAUAUAGUAGAUGUACCUGUUACAGCCAAAAAUAUGACUACUAUCUCAGGAAGGUACCAGUUUUGGCUGAAGUAUCAAGGAUUCGAAGUAGGAAAUAUUAUUGAGUUGUAUGUGUAUAGAAAAAUGCCUCGUAAUGAUGAAGUGGAUGAGCGAGGGCCAUGUUUUAAUGAUGCAAUGAAAUGCCACGAUACGUAUAAAGGCAAUGGAGGUACAUCUAACAUGAAAGAUUACUUGGAGGAAACAGAAAAGGACGCGGAGAGAGUAGAUACGUUUGUAAGUGGCUUAGUAGAAGCAAUGGAGCCAGAGUUACGCACAUACUUUCAAUCUUUCUUGAAAGAUCUUGAUGACAAAUUGAAACCGGUGAAAGCAUAAAGUAGUUCCAGUUCAUUUAGGAACUUAAAAAAUGUUGUUUGUACUGUCGAGAGUUGCAACAAUCACCUACCAUAUUUUUUAAGGAAAAGUAUUUGUGUGAACUCAAAAUCUACACCAGCAUAUUCAACAGCUAUUUUUAAGCCUGUGAUGCCUUACAAACUAGACUUAUACUGUACUACCUUUUGGUACUGCAUGAGUCAGUAUGGAAAAUCAGAUUUUCUGUCCUAGAGUGUCUUGGUGGUUGUUGUUUGAAGAGCAUUACCAUGUUAAGCUUAUAAACUAGUAAUUUUGUAAACCUUAUAUGUUUCUUUUGUUACCUCCAUAAUUUGGCCUUGUAUCACCUUCCUCAUUCAUUGAUGUGUAGAAAAGAGGACAGUGGAUCUACUUUCCAUUUUUGUGAAGGAAACCAUUUUCUGUACGUCAUCUGUAAUUCUUUAUACAGGAUGGUUGACCACUGGUGAGAAAGUUACUUUAUUCUGAGACGGUGACAAGUGUUCAUACUGGUCGGCACUGUAGGCAAUGACACACCUCCAGUGAGUGACUGGUCUUGUGUACACCAGAGACUAACAUAAACCUCUCCCUCCCACACUAUCCAGAGCAAUACUGUACUUAUUAAGAGUAAUUUUGUUAUUUUAUUACAUUCCCCAUAAUGUACUUAAAUAUGUUACAUGUACAGUACAAUCAAAUAAGCAUUUUACUUAGCCAAUAAUAUAGAUUUAGAUUUUAUUAUUCAUGUAUUGUUGUAAAGUUGAUUCAGAUUUGUCCUUUUACAAAAUAUCAUUAUUGUUGAGCCCUGAGGAGUAAUGGAACACAUGUUAUUCUCUAUGCAAAUGUUAUUUUUCCAUUUGUCAUCGGCUUUUAAAUUUUCAAGAUGUUUAUUUUUUUUUUAUCACAAUGUUUUCAGUAACUUUGUCUCUCUUUUGAUCUAAUUAACUCUUUAGUAAGAAAUUAGCAAUAGCAGUUUUGUGAAGUUUAUUUUAGAUAUGUUCAUAUUCAAAAUAAUAAACAUCUUAAUAAUGCAUUCCGUACAACUGUUGACAUUUUCAGAAACUUUUGUUCUUUCAAAAUUUUUGUUGGGUUCAAGAAAUUUAGAUGCUUGAGUAAAGAUAUUAUACCUACGGUAGACCCUAUAUCUCCGUGCUGUGAUGCCUCUAAAGUGUUGACUGCGGGCCCAUCAACAAAAACAACCCUAUACAUGUACUUCAUGGCCAUAAUAACUUGACCUGUUUUUGUAGUGUUCCUCUAACUUUUCAGAUUGAGGGCUGAGAUAUAAAUGUCUUCCUGGUGCAGCUUAGUUUACUGUACUGUACUGUACUGUACUGUACUGUACUGUACUGUACUGUACUGUACUGUACUAUACUGUACUGGGGUAUACAGUUCAAGGCAUUGUAUUUAUUUGUUGAAUGUAAAUCCUAAAAAGAGUAAUUACAGUACAGUAUUUACUUAACAUCUUGUGUAUUUACUAUGCAGGGUAAGAUCAUCAAGAUAAUCUAGAGUUUAUUAUUAAGUGAUUCAUUAUGUAAAAUUGAAACGAGUAAAACAAGUGAUAUUGAGAGACAAGUAUUGAAUGCAAUAUACUGUACUGUACUGUAAUAUUAGCAGGAACAAAUGGUGCAGAACGUUUCCAGCUUUCCAUAUUUGAGAGAUCUCUGGGUAUUGGAAAGUUCUGGGGUUCAAAGAUUCUUGCUAUCAGGGAUAUUAUUGUACUGCACUGUACUGUAUGGUAAUUAUUAACCAAGAAUUUAUUAAGAAAUAUAAGGGCUUUAAUAAACCUUUUCAAUUGCUACAUAAGCAGUGCCAUCCAUUUCUAGAUACAGGUAUCGAUAUAAGCUUAAUGGGGCUUUUUUAUUCUAAGAUUAUUUUAAAAGAAUAAGUUAUAUAAUUAUUAGUUCACAACCACCUUUCAGUGUGAGGUGUUCUUGUGUGAUAACUGUAAUAACUAUAAUGGAUAUACUGUAUCCCAGAAAGUUGACCAACUAUGUAAAUUAUAAUAUGAAACUUGAGAUGUAUGUGCGGUAUAAAACACUUGACCUUCAUGUGACCCCUCAGUGACAUAAGGUCCUGUACUGUACAGUAUAAGCUCAGACAGGAUUGGUUAUUUUCUCUAAUGUGGUUUUCAUGUUAUACAAAAUUCGUUAUAGUUUUGUAUUGAAAUUUAAAGAUGUAAUUUGUAUUAUAUUGGUAACCAGUGUAACAUUAGAUAUAAUAUGAUUACAGUGGUCCCUCGAUUAACGAAUGGUCCAAUUAACGAAAUUUUGGUUAACGAAUUAGCUCCCAUAAGGAUUUUCAGUUCGAUUAACAAAAGCCUUACGAGAAACAUGUUUUGUUGUGCGCAUCAGCUGAUUGGUCUGUCCGCCAGUACAGUAAUCAGUUCAAUGUUUACAUUCGUUUCCAGUGUUGUAAAUGUCAAGAAAGUUGGUCUCUUGAAUAUUUCUGCAUUUUUUAUAUUAAAAUUAUUGGUCAUUCUAAGAUAUAGUUAACA
Molecule: messenger RNA, 3171 nt
Organism: Homarus americanus (American lobster)
Lineage: Eukaryota; Metazoa; Arthropoda; Malacostraca; Decapoda; Nephropidae
Exons: 3
Coding region: 111-689 (192 amino acids)
Source: RefSeq, a predicted model, not a curated record